AUGGGUAACAUAACCAAGGGAGCCAGCACACCCACAACUGAGUCUGAUCCUUUCACUUACUCCCUUUCUUCCUGUAGGCGGAAGGGAUUUAAGCCACUUCAGGCAAAACUAUAUGAAGCAAUAAUGAAAGAUGACAGCACCAACAUUAAAGCUUUACUAGCACUCCAACCUGUCAAUGAACCACUGAUUGUUUGGGAUAACUCUGCCUGCAGAAGAACACUGUCAAUCCAGGAUCAGUCUAUUCUUCCAAUUCACUUAGCUGCCAAACACAGAAGACAAAAGAGUUUGCGUUGUUUGCUAGAAUCUGGUGCUGACCCAAAACUAAGAGAUAACAGAGGUUACACAGCACUUCACCUCCUCCUACUACACUGGCCAAAUAUUUAUCUAACUGGGACAGGCAUUUUGACCAGAUUUCAGAGAAACCUGGGAAUUACACAGCGUAAUGCAGAAGAAUGUCUUCGUAUCUUGUGUCAGAAGGGAGUUCAAACAGAUCCUGAAAUGGAUAGUAACUACAGACACAGCUCCUUACAUUUAGCCCUAUACUCUGGAGCCUCUCGAGCUAUAUCUAUUCUAAUUGAGAAUGGUGCCAACAUAAAUGACAGAGAUGAGUUUGGCACAACAGCGCUUCACACUGCUGCAGAGUAUUUGAACAAGGAGGUAACAGAAACUUUAAUCACCUGUGGAGCAAACAUUAAUUGUACUCUUCCAACUUAUGGAAAAACUGCUCUUCAGCUUGCAGUGUGCACUGCAUCAUCUAAAGCAGGCACAGUUUUAGCUGCUGAUAUAGAUUGCAUCAAUUUACUAUUAAUGAAUGGAGCCAAAGUAAAUACUCAAGAUUGUGAAGGAAGAGCAGCUAUUCAUGAUGCUUGCUUGGGAGGCAGAAAAGAAAUAGUUGAUCUCCUCAUAGAUUACCAUGCAGAUGUUAACAUUUUAACAAGACAAGGGCAAUCUCCCCUUUUUCUGUUUCUUCAACACAGGUCAAAUCUAAGAUGUACAUCACUGUUAAAUAAGUUGUUAAACCUCUCAUACCCAUUGAAGCUAACCAAUAAUCAAGGAGAUCUACCCACUGGACUUCUGCUCCAAGAAUUUCAAAUACAAAAAGACUUUCUCAUAAGAUUAUCACAAAACAUUUUGUCUCUGCAAGACAUCUGCAAACUCACUGUCAGAAGAAUAUAUGGGGAAAAAAACAAACAAUGCUUGAAAAAACAACUUCCCGUAACUGUUUGGAAUUCUUUAUACAACUACCAGGACUACUCACAACUUUGGUAA
Messenger RNA from Emys orbicularis (European pond turtle), 1269 nucleotides. It is a transcript of the gene ANKRD61, whose product is annotated as ankyrin repeat domain 61. The record is from RefSeq and is a predicted model, not a curated record. NCBI's taxonomy places the organism in Eukaryota, Metazoa, Chordata, Testudines, Emydidae. The coding region runs from base 1 to 1269 and encodes 422 amino acids. The transcript has 3 exons. Gene Ontology annotation, molecular function: protein binding.